Messenger RNA from Lathyrus oleraceus (garden pea), 1122 nucleotides. RefSeq lists its product as uncharacterized. NCBI's taxonomy places the organism in Eukaryota, Viridiplantae, Streptophyta, Magnoliopsida, Fabales, Fabaceae. Bases 1 to 1122 code for a protein of 373 amino acids. The record is from RefSeq and is a predicted model, not a curated record. The transcript is spliced from 2 exons.
AUGGUAAAUAGAAGCCAAAAUGAUGAUGAUAUCAUACAUCAAGUUCGACAUGAUGAUGUGGAAACAGACAAUAACCUAGCAGCUAUAGUCAAAAGAAUUAUGGUUCAAAAUGGGGUAAAUUUUGGACUUAGAAGGGCAAACUAUUCGUCGCCUUUAGUAGAAUAUAUCUUACAAGCGGAAUCACCCCUCAGGACCAAAAUCCCCAAAUUCACCAAGUUUGUUGGGGAUACUACUGAGUCUACUGUUGAACACGUGGCGAGAUAUUUAAUCGAGGAUGGAGAUAUGUCAAAUAACGAGAGCCUUGGGAUGAAAUUUUUUCCAAGUUCUCUCACAAAGAAUGCUUUCACAUCGUUCACAACCUUGCCCCAAAAUUCGAUCCAGACAUGGAACCAACUGGAAAUAAUGUUCCAUAAGCAGUUCUAUAUGGGGCAAACGAAGAUAAGUUUGAAAGAGUUGGCUAGUGUCAGACGAAAGUUCACUGAGCCAAUUGAUGACUAUCUAAACAGAUUUAGACUACUCAAAGCCAGGUGUUUUACGCAAAUACCUGAGCAUGAACUGGUCAAAAUGGCCACUGGGGGCCUUGACUAUUCGAUUAGAAAGAAAUUAGAUACUCAAUACCUAAGGGACAUGGCCCAAUUGGCUGACAGAGUUCGACAGUUAGAAUGUUUAAAGGAAGAAAAGGCUAGGGUGAACAAAGGUAAAAGGGUAGCCUAUGUCGAUUUCAGGAAUGAUGAAGAAGGUUCAUGUCAUGAAGUUUCAUACUCCGACGAUAAUGAGAUCGACCUUGCUAAAUUGACACAAGGGCCACCAUAUGCGUGCAAAGUUUUAGCCCCUCAGAACGGAAAAAAUUAUGUCGAACCUGAAAAGAAUGAUAGAUUUCCAAAGAAAAUAUAUACGGAUCUUGUGCAGAGUGCCAUCCAGGAGGGAAGACUCAAGUUCGGAGACAAAAUGCAGAGCCAGAUGAAGAUCGACUCUGAUCCUCUACAGAUAGUUGAGGCUCAUCAUAAUGAGCCAGAGGAAGUGAACCUUAUUGAAGUCGCAGAUGAUUUCUACAUGACCGAAGUUACUAAAGGCUUCGUCAAUGGACCUGUUAUGGCUAGGAUGCUGGGAGUUCAAAGUUAA